Camelina sativa (false flax) is the source of this 1559-nucleotide messenger RNA. RefSeq lists its product as uncharacterized. The record is from RefSeq and is a predicted model, not a curated record. Lineage: Eukaryota; Viridiplantae; Streptophyta; Magnoliopsida; Brassicales; Brassicaceae.
GUGAAAAAUAAAAAAAUAAUAAAGCAAAGAAAGGUUUUAAAAACUUUAUUUAUUCGCUCUUCUCCCAGAAACAUUCCGUUUCAGAUAUUUUUGAUUUUUGAAUUUGUGUUUCGCUCUCUCUCUCUCUAUCUCUAUCUAUCAGCUUUCGAUUAGAUCUGAUUCUGUGUGUAUACGACGGAGAAGAAGAGUUAACCGUCUCCGUUUCAAAAAUGCCGGCGACUGAUUCUGAGUACGAUGCCAAAGUUUUAUCUCAGUCUACGACGGGGGAUAACACGUUUGCGAAUGUGGAUAAUUUGGAGCAUUGUACGAAGUAUUUGAAUCAGACGAUGGUUACAUUUGGAUUUCCCGCCUCGCUUGAUCUCUUUUCCAAUGAUCCGGUUUCUAUCUCAAGGACUUGCAAUUGUAUGUACUCGUUGCUGCAGCAGCGACAACGUGAUAUAGAGUUUAGAGACUCUGCUAAUGAGCUGAGACAGAGACAACAAUCGGAUAUAGCUAGACUUGAAGCUAAAGUUGAGAGGCUUGAAUCGCAACUUCACCAGAAGGACAGGGAAAUCGCUACAAUUACCAGAACCGAAGCAAAAAACACAGCGGCGUUAAAAUCCCAGAUUGAAAAGCUACAGCAGGAGAGGGAUGAAUUCCAAAGGAUGGUGAUUGGUAACCAGCAAGUCAAAGCUCAACAGAUUCACGAAAUGAAGAAAAAGGAAAAGGACUACAUUAAGUUGCAGGAACGGCUGAAUCAAGUAUUGAUGGAGAAAAAGAAAGAAUCUAGAUCAGGAAUGGAGAUUAUGAAUCUACUACAGAAAGAAGGGAGGCAGCGUGGGACCUGGAAUGGCAAGAAGACUGAUACUGAUUUCUACAAAAAGAUAGUGGAUGCGUAUGAAGCGAAAAAUCAAGAAUUAAUGGCUGAGAACACUAAUCUAAGAGCAUUACUACGAUCCAUGCAGACGGAUAUGCGUGAUUUCCUAAAUGCUCCAAACGGGUCAGCUAAUCCUUCAUUGGCUGGCAGUGACAAACGUGAGGUUGACACUUCACAAUCUCCACUGGGUGGGAAGACGGACGUCUUUGAUCUGCCUUUCCGGAUGGGUAGAGGUCAUAUAGAAGAAAGUUUGCGCACUAAGAUGGCUUCUAUAAAGGAACGCAUGGUCCAGUUACAAGAUGAACCUAAAGGAGCAUCUGUUACAUCUGAAGCAACAGAGAGAGAGCUUGAACUCGAAGCUCAGCUUGUUGAGGCAAGGAGUAUAAUCCAAGAACAGGAGUCCAUAAUGUCGAAACAUCUCCCUAAAUCAGAGCAGCGAAGGAAAUCCGUAGUUCCACUGGCAGCUGAGGGAGUAUGAAGAUGCCUAAAAACUCAAAAGCAAUGGAUCCAAGUUAAGGUAUGUUGCUAAAAGAUUUGUCGCAAAAUGUAGUCUUAGUAGUACUUUCCAGUCACCAAACCUCUCCUUCGAUAUCGAAGCUAUGUAUAUUCAAGUUUUUAGUUGUGUCAAAUCAGAGAUCCUGUCUCCUUUUUGGAGAUAAAAAAUCUUAUUAUAAAUGAUCAAGGCUUAAUGAUGGGUUGUUUA